UUAACCUACAAAAUUAUCAGCAAUGGCGCUUUGGGCAACUUCCUCUUCCUCUUCUCACAAGCUUUUCUUUACAUCUUUAGCUGCAACAAGAUCCGGAAAUGGAAGAACAAUGAGUGGCAAAAAUGGAAGAAGAAGAAGAGAUUCAGGAUCCAUAGUUCAUGUUGGGAUGGCAGAUCAGGCAGAGAUGGAGACAUUAUCAGUAGCAUACAAAGAAGGGGAUCGUGAGAGGCCAGAUUGGGCAGAUGAAACUCCUUUGUCUCGCCUUGUUGAAGCUCUCAUUUCCUUUAAUCCCCUUUACUUCCUGCUCAAGCUUGGUGCUCGACAAGUUUUGAUCAGUACUGCGGAGAAGAAAAGCAUUCCAUGGAGGCAGAUGGCGAAUGAGAUUCUGGAAUCGGAUGUUUACAAGGAGCUAGCCAGCAUUCAGAACCCCUUUCUUCAAUACCCAGAUUAUUAUCUGAAUCCUUUUCAUGCAUAUGACGAUGGCAAUCUUUCAUGGAUGGCAGCAGCUGAAGCGGAGGUCGCAACCAUGUCUAUGACGCUGCGAGCUAUUCCAUAUGCUUCAACAUUAGAGAAAGCAACUCAAGAAAUGCGUGGAAAUUGGCUUCAAGCAAUCAAACAACAUCACAUGAUGCAUUCAGGAAAUGCCAAGAUCGAAACAAUUUUAGACAUCGGAUGUUCCGUUGGUGUGAGUACCCGAUUUCUUGCCGAUGAGUUCCCUUCUGCUAAAGUCACUGGCCUAGAUUUGUCGCCCUACUUUCUGUCGGUAGCUCAAUAUAAGGAAAAGAAAAUACCCCCUCGGAGGAACCCCAUCACAUGGAUACAUGCAGCCGGAGAAAACACCGGCUUGCCAUCGGAAUCGUUCGAUCUCGUUUCUUUCGGUUAUGUGUUCCAUGAAUGUCCUGAAAGAGCAAUAAUAGCUUUGGUAAAUGAAGCAUUCCGGUUGCUUAAACCCGGCGGCACACUCGCUAUAACUGACCAGGCGCCCAAGUCUAAGAUCAUUCAGGAGCUGCCUCCAGCACUUUUCACAUUAAUGAAGAGUACGGAACCAUUCUUGAACGAAUACUACCUCACUGAUAUGGAAGGAAGAUUGAGAGAAGCUGGCUUUGUCAAUGUAAAAUCAAUGCUUACUGAUCCCAGGCAUAUGACCAUGACUGCAACGGUGCCUCAGCAACAUGAUUGAGUAUUUUCAUUAAAACCAAAAGCAUCUACGAGUUUGAACUUCGAAUCGGAAAACCUUUGAUGACUUCCUUUUAUAGCGUCAUUAAGAGAUUCUAUAGUAUGAAGAAUUGAGGGUGUGGUGAAGACCAUAUGAUGUUUGUUUAUGAUUUGUAUUGGGUAACAUCAUAAAGAAGGAAAGCUAACAAGUUGAGCA
Molecule: messenger RNA, 1372 nt
Organism: Hibiscus syriacus
Lineage: Eukaryota; Viridiplantae; Streptophyta; Magnoliopsida; Malvales; Malvaceae
Exons: 8
Coding region: 23-1180 (385 amino acids)
Source: RefSeq, a predicted model, not a curated record